GCCGGGGGGGGGGCACAAAAGGAAGGCCCCGCGCCCUCGGCCUGAGGGUCUUUGCUUCCCCAACAGGCAUCUGAGGCGCAGAGAAGAAAAGGCGGGAAUUAGAAACCCAAAGGGCCACAACGAUGGUGCAAACGGGGGACAGACGGGGCGGGGAGCUCGCAGCACUCUUCCGGAGCGCCUUGCAGCCGGCGCUGCUGCUUUCUUGCGCCUUCCUGCUGUACUUCUGGGCGCGCAAGCGCUCCGCGGCUCCGGGCAAGCGUCUUCCCGGCCCCGUCGGAUGGCCGCUGGUCGGCAACGCCUUGCAGCUGGGUCGCCUGCCUCACCUCACUUUUUGCGAGCUGGCCGAGCGCUACGGCGACGUCUUCCAGCUCCGCCUGGGCUUGCGCUCCAUCGUGGUGCUCAACGGCGAGGCGACCAUCCGGCAGGCGCUGGUGCAGCAAAGCGGGCCCUUCGCGGGCAGACCCGAUUUUCCCUCUUUCCGGAUGGUCUCCGGCGGGAAGAGCCUGGCUUUCGGACGCUACACGGAGCGCUGGCGAGCGCAGCGGCGGGUGGCGCAGGCCACGCUGCACGCUUUCUCGACGGCCAACGCGGCCAACAAGCGACUCUUCGAGCAGCACGUGACGGCCGAGGCGCAGGAGCUCAUCGACGGCCUGACGAAACUGAGCCAGGGCGGCCUUUACGUCAACCCGCUGCAGCUGCUGACCGUGGCCAACGCCAACGUGAUGUGCGCCCUUUGCUUCGGCCGGCGCUACAGCCACGCCGACGCCGAGUUCCGCGCGCUGCUGGGCAGGAACGACCGCUUCGGACAGACGGUGGCGGCGGGCAGCUUGGUGGACGUCCUGCCGUGGCUGCUCUACUUUCCCAACCCGGUGCGCAGCGUCUUUCACGACUUCCAGGCUAUCAACCUGGAGAUGCUGGAGUUCGUGCGCGCCAAGGUGGCGCAGCAUCGGCUGACUUUCCAGCCCGGCUCCUCUCCCCGUCACAUUAGCGACGCCAUCCUGGGCCGCAUGGAGCAGGGCCCCGGGGGCAAAGAAGGGCCCCUCGGAGACUACGUGGAAGGCACGCUGAGCGAUCUCUUCGCCGCCGGUCAGGACACCACGUCGGCUGCUCUAGGUUGGCUGCUGCUGCUGCUUCUGAAACACCCGCAGCUGCGAGAGCGGUUGCAGGCGGACCUGGACCGCGUGGUGGGUCGCGAGCGGCUUCCGACGGCUGACGAUCGCGCCUCCCUGCCUCGCCUGGAAGCCUUCCUCUACGAGACGCUGCGCUACUGCAGUUUAGUUCCGGUCACCAUCCCGCACGCCACCACCGCCGACGUGUGCCUGGACGGUUUCCACAUCCCCGAGGGCACCGUCAUCUUCGUCAACCAGUGGUCUGUCAACCACGAUCGGAUCCGCUGGAAAGACCCGCACAUUUUUGACCCGGCCCGCUUCUUGGACGUCCAGCAGGAGACUUUCGACCGGGAGCUCGCUUGCCGCGUCAUGGCGUUCUCGCUGGGCAAAAGGCGCUGCAUCGGGGAUCAGCUCGCCCAGCUGCAGCUCUUCCUCUUCACGGCCAUCCUUUUGCACCAGUGCGACCUGACGGCUAACCCAGCCGAAGAGAUAAGUCCCACUCCCUGGGACUCCGACCAUGGGCUGGUUCUCAGGCCCCUGCCCUACACCUUGUCGGUGACCAGGCGAAGCGCUUCCCGGGCCGAGGAGGACAGGAGCCGGAGGAACACCGACAUCACCUGCCCUUCUUAGCUCCACCCGCGAAGUGUCUCUAACUCUGAAAUAAGCGCCCUGGCGGGAAAAGCGGACGAACGGUUGACUUUCCUUGACUUACAUUUCUGGAAUCACUUACUUAUUUCGGUGCCUUUACCAGCAGCGGGAACUCAGACAUAGGAAGUCCUCUGUCAAAGGAAAUUUCAGCUGGGCUCCUUUCCUCCCCCCAUCCUCAAUUAACUCUGAAGGUGAUCAAAGCUGUUGAAUUGGUGUCCCCUUCUCUAUAUCCUUAAAAAAAAAAAACUUUCUUGGUCUGAUGCCAUCAACUGCAACUGCUUCACUAUGAGCUGUGGGGAGGCGGCAAAUUUGAUUUACAAAUAAAUAGCAAUGUAGAUAAUA
Messenger RNA from Pantherophis guttatus, 2099 nucleotides. NCBI's taxonomy places the organism in Eukaryota, Metazoa, Chordata, Lepidosauria, Squamata, Colubridae. The record is from RefSeq and is a predicted model, not a curated record.